AUGAAUGAGCCACUCGUAGAUUUGGUGAAUGCCUCUGAUUUCCCCGAUGAUGCGGCUACUUCUCGAAACUGCACUGAUGAAAAAAUCCCGCUCAAGAGUCACUACCUCCCGCUGAUUUACAGCCUCAUCUUCCUGGUGGGCUUUCCUGGGAAUGCAGUGGCCAUUUCUACCUAUGUUUUCAGAAUGAGGCCCUGGAAAAAUAGCACCAUCAUCCUGCUGAACCUGGCCUGCACAGACUUGCUCUAUCUGACCAGCCUCCCUUUCCUAAUUCACUACUAUGCGGGUGGUGAAAACUGGAUCUUUGGGGAGUUCAUGUGCAAGUUCAUCCGCUUCGGCUUUCACUUCAACCUCUACAGCAGCAUUCUCUUUCUCACCUGUUUCAGCAUCUUCCGUUAUUUUGUGAUCAUUCACCCCAUGGCCUGCUUCUCCAUUCACAAAACACAAUGGGCAGUGGUGGCCUGUGUUAUGGUGUGGGUCAUUUCGCUGGUGGCCGUCAUUCCCAUGACCUUCCUGAUCACAUCCACCACCAGGACCAAUAGAUCUGCCUGCCUUGACCUCACUAGCUCAAAUGACCUCCUCACGAUCAAGUGGUACAACCUGAUUUUGACCACCAUCACCUUCUGCUUCCCACUGAUCAUAGUCACCCUUUGCUACGCAAUGAUUAUCUACACCCUAACACAAGGUCCUCAGCCUCAUAGCUGCCUUAAACAGAAAGCUCGAAGGCUCACCAUCCUCCUCCUCCUGGUGUUUUACAUCUGUUUUUUACCCUUCCAUAUCUUGAGGGUCAUUCGGAUUGAAUCUCGGCUGCUCUCCAUCAGCUGCUCCAUGGAGAAUCAGAUCCAUGAAGCUUACAUUGUUUCUAGACCAUUAGCUGCCCUGAACACCUUUGGCAACCUGUUACUGUAUGUGAUAGUUGGUGACAACUUCCAGCAGGCCGUCUGUUCAAUGGUAAGAUGUAAAGCAAGUGGGAACUUAGAGCCAGCAAAGAAGAUGAGCUACUUCAACAAUCCUUGA
Molecule: messenger RNA, 1014 nt
Organism: Suncus etruscus (white-toothed pygmy shrew)
Lineage: Eukaryota; Metazoa; Chordata; Mammalia; Eulipotyphla; Soricidae
Gene: OXGR1
Product: oxoglutarate receptor 1
Exons: 1
Coding region: 1-1014 (337 amino acids)
Biological process (GO): G protein-coupled receptor signaling pathway
Cellular component (GO): plasma membrane
Molecular function (GO): G protein-coupled receptor activity
Source: RefSeq, a predicted model, not a curated record